UGCCAAAAACCCUAAAGAGAGAGAGAGAGAGAGAGAGUCAGAGAGGGAUACAGAUUUUACAGAAGCAUCGAGCGAAGAGAAUCGUUUCAACUUCCAUCCAUAUACAAAUACUCAUCUGACUUAGCUGUAUACACAGAGAACCGUUUCAAUUUCCACCCGUGUAGACAUACAGAUCACAGAGAGACAGAGAGUGAGAGAGACAUGGCAUGGCGUUCAGCAGGAUCUCUAUCGAGGUCGUUAUUGUCAACAGCAAGGGCUUCUUCGGUUCGAUCUUCACCAACACUUCCUCGCCUUCGUCCGUCACCACUACCUACAUCUCCCCCACGGGCUCGUCGGUUCUCCUUCGCUAAUCCAAGAACAUUGGGAGAACUAGGAUGCACACAGUCACUGCUACCUCCAGUUGCAGCAUGUCGUAUCUCACCUCAUCUGUCACUUAACGCUCGAGCUUUCUGCGGGCUUUUUCAGGGAAACGGAAAAGAUGGCUGAUACAGGACAUCAAAUGCUGCAGCAGCCGAUGAAGGAUGCCACCAAAUUUUAGUCCAUGAAUGCAGAUUGCUUUAUCGGCACAACAUUGCUAAUGAUACUGAGGGGUUUGUACUUUGUAGAUUAGUGUUAGGAUUUUCUGCAAAUGACGUUGAUCCAUUGGAGUAGUAAGGAAACCAAUAAGACGACACUAAGAGUUUUAUACUUUGUCCUUGUGUGUGAAACAAAUCUUUUUCUAUCUUGGAGAACUUUCUUUUUGUUCAAGAGUUGAAGGUUUGAAAUCCUUCCGGUCCCUUCUGUUUUCAAUGAGUAUUAUUGUUAAUCUUGUGUUCAAAUAUACAUCUAGUCUUGCCAUACCUAUAUACCUGUUCUAAUAUGGUAAGACCAGUGACAUAGAGAUAAGAUAAAUUUAUGCA
Molecule: messenger RNA, 899 nt
Organism: Papaver somniferum (opium poppy)
Lineage: Eukaryota; Viridiplantae; Streptophyta; Magnoliopsida; Ranunculales; Papaveraceae
Exons: 5
Coding region: 202-486 (94 amino acids)
Source: RefSeq, a predicted model, not a curated record